Molecule: messenger RNA, 1176 nt
Organism: Paramecium tetraurelia
Lineage: Eukaryota; Ciliophora; Oligohymenophorea; Peniculida; Parameciidae
Exons: 8
Source: RefSeq, a predicted model, not a curated record
AUGAGUAUUUAAGCUGUGAAUUACGAGGUGGAAGAUAUGGGUCGCUAUUUCAAAUCAUCAAAGAAGAAGUACAAAUGGACAUUCAUGUUGGAGGACAAGCAACACAUGUUGGAAUUAGAAUUCUCAUAUCUCAGUGGGAAGAGAAGACUGGUGUUGGACGGCAGAGUACUACACGAAAGCAUGAUGCUCACCUCCUCAUUCCAGUAUCCCUUUACUCUGGAAGGAUUUGCUUUAAACGUGAUUUAACAAGGGGAUGCGUUUGAAUUGAGAAUCAAUAAUAAGGUCUUCUCUCAUCUAUACACUCAAUAAAAAACAAAGAGCGAGUUUGUGUACGAUGAGAAAAUCAAUAAUACCAAUAAAACGGACAACAACUUCUAUUCUGAGCCUCCCAAUUUUAAUACCCAAUUUUCCAACAAUAAUAACUUUCAAAACAAUUCACAAAAAAUUAAUUUAAAUAUUAAAUUUGAAAACCCCAAGGACACCAAUCCCAUCUAAUAAAAGACAAGCGUGGUAUAAUAGACCAAAACAUCCACCACCUUUGGGUAGCCAGGAGCAUUUGAAGAAUUUGAAUAGUUCGGUCAGGUGUCCAAAACCUCCAAUAAUCCAUUUGGAGAUUCUUUCCAGGUUUCAGGAUUUUCCUCAGGCCAAGCAGUUUAGUAACAAUAAAAAAAGGUGGACUUAUUAAAUUUAGAUGAUGAUGUGCCAUAAUAAAAGGCAGUCAAUCCACCAUAAUAGGAGUUUCUAUUUGAAUAAUAAUAAUAAUAAUAAUAAUAGGAAAAAACUAAUAUACCUCAAUAAACUAAUUUAUUUGAUGCCUUUGGUAAUGGGUGGAAUUAACAACAAUAAUAACAAUAACAAUAAAUUCCAUAACAAUAAUAAAACAUGUUUUAAUAACCAACUUAGGUUCCACAACCAUUUGAAUCUUUUAAUUAAAUGGGCUAAAAUACAUAAGGAUUUUAAAAUCAAUAGUAAUAGGGUGGAUUCCAAAACUCUCAUGCUUUUGGAUAAGACUUUCCCUAAGCUCCCCAACAAUAAUAAAAUUUAAAUAUCUUAAAUUUGUAUGGCAAUCAACCACCAGUUGUUGGAAAUUUAGCCUAUUCAGCAUUUCCUUAAGUUCAAUAAUACAAUUAACCAGUGCCCUAGUCAUAGCCUACUCCAUUUGAUCUGUUCAAAUGA